Molecule: messenger RNA, 726 nt
Organism: Cygnus atratus (black swan)
Lineage: Eukaryota; Metazoa; Chordata; Aves; Anseriformes; Anatidae
Product: granzyme G-like
Exons: 5
Coding region: 1-726 (241 amino acids)
Biological process (GO): proteolysis
Molecular function (GO): serine-type endopeptidase activity
Source: RefSeq, a predicted model, not a curated record
AUGAAGCACCUGCAGAAGCUCCUGCUCGCCCUCCUGUUGGUGGCAUGUCCUCCGGCCAAAGCCAGUCACGCCUGGAACCGGAUGGUGGGAGCAGGCAGAGCCAAGGCCCCUGCCAGGCCCUACAUGGCUUAUCUGGAAGGGAAGAGCGGCCACUUCUGCGGGGGCUUCCUGGUGGCCCCCAGCUGGGUGAUGACAGCAGCUCAGUGUUUCAGCCACAAACCUCUGACUGUCAUCCUUGGAGCCCACAACAUUCAGAGAAGAGAGGAAAGCUGGCAAAUGUUUGAAGUCCAGAGGUAUCACCGCCAUCCGGACUUCACCAAUCCCAUGAAGGGAAAUGACAUCCUCCUGCUGAAGCUGAAAGGCAAUGCUACCAGCAACAGCUACGUUAGGACCAUUUCCUUCCAAAAAAUAAAGGCCUCUGGAGGGACGGUGUGCAGCAUAGCUGGCUGGGGCCACAAGGCCCCUACUGCCACAUUCCAUGAAGCCAACGUCACCAUCCACAAACAAAGGGACUGCCUAACCGUGUACCCUGGACUUGCCAACAACUUGAUCUGUGCCAACAGUGGAUCUGCUGGGGUGCCUGAAGAGGGUGACACCGGGGGCCCACUUGUCUGCAACAACAAAGCCUAUGGUAUCUUCUCCUAUCAGUAUAAGAACCGGAUUGGCUUCUACACACACAUUGCUCCCUACCUUCCCUGGGUUGACAGCGUCAUGAAGUCGGCGUGA